AUUGGUUUGGCUUAUUUUAUGAAAACCUCGAUUAUCCGUCUCUUUUGAUUAUCCGUCAAGGUGCUGGUCCAGUGCCUGACGGAUAAUCGAGGUUCCACUGUAAUUGAAAUGGUUCAUUUUACAAGUAACAUCUGCAGUAUACUGUUAGCACAAUACAAUUGUCUGUACAUAUUUGAAAAUGUUCAGUGCGAAUGCCGUUCAAACCAAUGAUUACUGCUUGAUAGCAUACAUUUUUUGCAAAAAAUAGACUAGUUGAAGUAUAAACUCAAUUUGUAGUUUUAUAUCGCGUUCAGAAAAAACAACGCUUGGAAAACAUUGGGUAUUUUUAUGCAUUAAGCAGUAAUCGCUGGCUAUUCCAGACAAUAUUUGAUCAAUAGUUUAUUUCUAACGAAUGCGUUUGAUGUAUAGUAGCAAAUUUUAUUUUGGCUGUUUAUGUAAAACAAAUUGGAAAUUGCCUAGUUUUCUUCAUUUUGGUUUUGAUGUGGCAUUUUGUAGGUUUGAAAUCGUUUGAUCAUUUGUGUCACUAGAAAUUCACCACUUUUCGUUGCUAAAUUGCUAUAUGAAUAAACAUGUUUUGAUUUACUUUUUUCUCUUAAUUCAUGUUGUGUUGGUUUUGACAACGACGUAACUGCGAAACAAAAAAAAAACAAAUAAUCGAAACCUUAAUAAAACUUAUCUGCCUGAAAUGAUAUUGGGUCCAUUUGUCUUCUUCAUUGGCAUGCAUUCUACUUUAUGUGCACGUUGUCGGUCUAAUCGAAUUCUGUUGCUGAAACUUCAAAAUUAUGCCGUUGUCCACAUCGCGCAAUCUUGCUGAUGCUUGUUGUAACAAAAUAAUGUGCAAAUUAAGAUGCCCCAAUUUGAGGGCGGCUAUGUGUCCUUGAAUAAUGGACAAAAUUCCGUUUACAAUUCGACAACUGAACCAACUGGGCCAGCGACUGUGCUCGAAACGGUUAAGCGUGUCAUUGGCAGUGCUAUUGGAAAUAGCAAUCCACAAGAUGCGGUACUAGUUCCGCCACGUGGUGGACGACCCAUUAUCACAAACGCAAGAGAUCGUGAGCGUAUAACAGGAAAAACACAAAAUAUAAGGAUGCCAUCUGCACCAACGCAUACUGCCGAAGAGGCACGACUUCUUGGCAAUAUGCCAGUUGAUCCGAUGGAUGAUAUAGAGUUACGUUCGGUGCAGUUGCAAUUCUCAAAUGGACGUGGUUCAUUGGGCGGUAAUUGCGAUAUGCAACGUGUAAUUACCGACAAAGGAGAGGUUUUGGUGGCCGUCCAAGGUGAUACAUCGAAACCGGCCAUUUUAACCUAUCAUGACUUGGGAUUGAAUUAUGCAACAAGUUUUGCUGGAUUUUUCAACUACCCAACUAUGCGAUCAUUGCUAGAGAAUUUUUGCGUUUAUCAUGUUACUGCUCCAGGACAAGAAGAGGGUGCACCAAGUCUACCCGAAGAGUAUGUGUAUCCAACGAUGGAUGAAUUGGCAGCCCAGCUGUUAUUUGUUAUGUCGCAUUUUGGCCUGAAAACGAUGAUUGGCUUCGGUGUUGGAGCUGGUGCGAAUAUAUUGGCACGAUUUGCACUGAACCACAGUGAUAAAGUUGGUGCUUUGUGCCUUAUAAACUGUAGCUCAACAACAUCUGGCUGGAUGGAAUGGGGUUAUCAAAGCUUCAAUGCACGUUAUUUGAGAUCAAAGGGUAUGACUCAAGGAGUCGUGGAUUAUCUGAUGUGGCAUCAUUUUGGACGAAAUCCCGAAGAGCGAAAUCAUGAUUUGGCUCAGGUAUAUUUCCCUCGUUCAAUCUUUUACUUUGCCGUAUAU
Sitodiplosis mosellana (orange wheat blossom midge) is the source of this 1810-nucleotide messenger RNA. It is a transcript of the gene MESK2, whose product is annotated as protein NDRG3. The record is from RefSeq and is a predicted model, not a curated record. Gene Ontology annotation, biological process: signal transduction. The transcript has 6 exons. The annotation marks the transcript as partial. Lineage: Eukaryota; Metazoa; Arthropoda; Insecta; Diptera; Cecidomyiidae. Gene Ontology annotation, cellular component: cytoplasm.